CAAAGGAGCACGGGCAAGCGGUGGCCACCUACUCGCUGUUCUUCGAGCGAUCGAAGCAACAGCAGGAGUAGCAGCAGCGGCAGCAGCAGGAGCAGAAGCAGCAGCAGAAGCAGCAGCAACAGCGGCGGCAGCAGUAGGAGCAGCAGCAACGGUGCGAGCAGCAGAAGUCCGAGUCCGUCAAAGUCAGUGACCGGCAGCACGCAGCUGCGGGACGAUGCGACGCCAGACGGACGGCUACCGGCGUCGCCGUUACUACAAGGCUCGCCCUUGUGCUACGAAGAAUCCAUGUACGACUCACCCCCUCCACCAGAGGAAGAAAACACAAUGGAGCAUCUGGAAAAUUUGAACAUGCUACUCAAGCAGCAACUCGACGUUAAUCAUCAAUUAUCGGAGGACGAUGUGGCUGCCGACGCCGAGAUCCCGGAAUCGCCAUUGGACGUCGCACUUCUUCAAUCACCUGCUGUCAAGGAAGGCGCCGACGAGUCUUUACAAGGUGAAGUGUCAUCGGUUGACAUGCAGCGGCGCGAUUCGGUCAGUAGCGUGGGUGGUGGUGUGUUUGUCGCGGUGGAACUCUCGGGUGAUGUAGCUGUCACAGAAGUAGUAGCAGAAGAUGUAGCUGUCACAGAAGUAAAAGAAGAUGUAGCUGUCACAGAAGUAGUAACAGAAGAGGUAGCAGAAGAGGUCACCGAAGAUUUCUGUCCGCGUGACAUAAGGCGCAAAAAAAAGAAAGCGGCCAACAAGCCGAGGAGCUCGCCCGAUGCGGUCGACGGGCGUCUACCUAAAGAUCUCAUGCUAGAAUUUCUAAACGAACAACAGUCGUCGUCGUCGCAGCGUGAAAAAAAAAGAAAGACGAGCAGCGAAAGCUGCGAUGAGCCACAAGAAGUAACAACAAAGAAACAGCGAGUGGUCGAAGAAGAGACCGAAGAAGAACAACAACAGCAAAAAAAAAUCAAACAAGGCAAAGCAGAGGAAGAGGCGCGGCAAGUCGGUCGUGCCGGCAGAAGUCGCCGAACUGUCAGAGCAGAAGCUAGAAGACGAAGUCGAGCGGAGUGAAUUUAUGCAACUGGCCAACGGUGGCACGCA
This is a messenger RNA of Dermacentor andersoni, 1083 nucleotides long. Lineage: Eukaryota; Metazoa; Arthropoda; Arachnida; Ixodida; Ixodidae. The record is from RefSeq and is a predicted model, not a curated record.